This is a messenger RNA of Monoraphidium neglectum, 954 nucleotides long. RefSeq lists its product as hypothetical. The transcript is spliced from 6 exons. Gene Ontology annotation, biological process: tRNA wobble adenosine to inosine editing. Lineage: Eukaryota; Viridiplantae; Chlorophyta; Chlorophyceae; Sphaeropleales; Selenastraceae. Bases 1 to 954 code for a protein of 317 amino acids. Gene Ontology annotation, molecular function: zinc ion binding; tRNA-specific adenosine-34 deaminase activity. The record is from RefSeq and is a predicted model, not a curated record.
AUGGAAGUAGACGGGCUAGACACAGCCAUUGGUGCCGAGGAGUGGACGCAAGAGGAGAUGCACUUUAUGCGAGCGGCGCUCGAGCAGGCCAAGGUCGCGCUGCAUCGCCGGGAGGUGCCUGUGGGCUGUGUCAUUGUCCGGGACAACGUCAUCGUGGCUAAGGGCUUCAACCUCACGAACGAGCUCAGAAACGCCACGCGCCACGCCGAGUUCCAGGCGAUUGACGAGGUGCUGCGCCAGUCUGGCGGCGACCUGGCGGCUGCGGAGUUCCGCCGCUGCCAGCUGUACGUGACCUGCGAGCCCUGCAUCAUGUGCGCGGGCGCGCUCUCGCUGGUCGGCAUGGGGCGCGUCUACUUCGGCUGCCCCAACGACAAGUUUGGCGGCUGCGGGUCCAUCCUGGCGAUCAACGAGCAGGGCUGCGGGCAGUGCGGGCGCGACAGCGGGGCGAGGACGUACCACGGCCCGCCGCUGCCGGAGCACGGCGGCGGCUUUGAGCGGCGCGGGGGCCUGUUUGCGGAGGCGGCCAUCCAGCUGCUGCAGGACUUCUACCUGGCCGGGAACCCCAAAGCCCCCAAGCCGGCGCGGCCGGUGGUGGACGUCCCGCCUUGGGAGGUGGAGCUGGAGCACCAGCGGCAGGUGCAGCUGGAGCGGCAGCAGCGCCUGCAGCAGCGGCUGCUGGAGCAGCAGCAGGAGCAGGAGCGCCAGCAGCAGCAGCAGCAGCAGCAGCAGCAGCAGCAGGGCCAGCAGGCGAAGGACCAGCUGGAGCGGCCGGCAGCAAACGGCGGAGGCAACGGGCAGCAAAUGCACUGGCAGCGGCAGCAGCAGCAGCAGCAGCAGCAGCAGCAGCAGCAGCAGCAGCAGCAGGGGCUUGAGGAUGGGGAGGGGCGGCCGCCACAGCGGCCGCCCCCCGCCGCGGCUGCGCAGUCGCACCCGCGUGAGUUGCAGCUGGCGUAA